AUGUAUUGUAACGUGGCAUUACAGGAAGGCGACAAAGAGGACCCCCUGAAGUACUUCGCAGUAGAUCCACAUCUAGUCAAGUUGCACACCUUUGAAAUCCCCAUCUCCGGUACUUCUAAUAACGAGACUGCCAUCAACGUCGACCGGAAGGAGGCCAAUCGCUCGUCUUCUAUCCCACCUUCCCUUCUGGCCUCAGCUUUUACCCUGGGAGUCAGCGUCCGAGUGCGUCCGCUCACUUCCGAUGACUGCUCGCCGGCACUUCUGGAGGAGUCGGUGAGGGCUGUCGCCGAGACUAGUGCGAAAAAGGGCAACAAUGCGAUCGCGCAGGAUGAUUGCAUCAAAAACGGUGUAUUCGUUCGCACCGUGAUUCCCGGUGGCGCAGCUCACAAGGACGGACGGUUGCGGGUGGAGGACAGAUUGCUGGCAAUUGACAAUCGUCCCCUCUCCUGUCUCUCAUCCCCUGAUGCUCUUCAUUUGCUCAAAACCUCCAUUUCCCGCAUCACCGCCGACAGGGAGCCCUUCAUUCGCCUUUUGGUGUCGCGGAAAAGUCGAGGCUUGGACGUCUCGGAUGCGCCGCCUCCACUUCAGCCGCCAACUGCAAAUGCCUUUCAGAGGCGUCUUGGGGGCGUGAAUAGCUCACCAAACCUAAAACGAAGUGAGGGAGCGAACUCGGGAUCAUUAGAUAGUUUGCUGGCCGAUGCGGCUAAUCGCAUGAACUCAUUUGUGGUGCUGGCGGACGUCCACCAGACGGCCCAAGAUGCCACCGUAACCUCAGAGCUCGCCUCUCGGCUCGCCGCUUCCACGAGCGGCGGGGUUGUCCAACAUCCAACUGAUUUCAACAAACACCAAAAGAAUAUUUCGGGCGCUAAACAAUUAGCUGCUCAACCUAAUGCCGUUCGGAAAUAUUCCUCCCUCGAAGUCCUUGCAGGCCCAACCUCGCUUCUCCUGCCGGAAGCAUCGACCGCCUUAAAUUCGAAAGAAUUCCCCGAGAUUACGACUAAUGCGGACCAAAAACAGUCAGCUUCUGUCAAGGCACCACCCGCAACUCUCCCAAGUCCUGCCUUUCUUGUCGCAUCCUCAGGUGUUCAACCGGGGCAGAUCUAUCGUUGCGAUUCUCAGGGUACUGUCCACACCUCAACAGAUUCUGACUCCACAACCCUAAAUAACUUAUCAGGAAAGGCUGGUUUUGACGUACAACUCUCCGACAGCAGCGGUUACGAUGUCCUGGCAUUCGGGCCCUCGCUCACACACGAAGCAGACAACGUAGGAGGUGCCGCGUCAGAGCCGGAAGUGCUGCCCAGUCUCUGGCAGUCUGGUCGCAGGAGGCAUCGUCGCUACAGUCGACGACGAGCAAGGAACCACCGGACAGUCGUGGUCGUAAAGCAGCCCAAAAUCGAUCUCGAUAAGAUGGUCAUUGUUCCAUUUGAGAAGACAGAAGUGUCUGCUGGACUGCAGGAGUCUGUUGCAGUCCAGACAUCGCCUCCCGGGGAAAAUGAAAAAGUUGCGGAACCUGGAGAUCACCGAAAAAAACAUCAAACUGGACUUGGGUCCGUGUUUUGGAAAAGAACCAAGGCUAGCGGUGAUGAACGAGGUGGAACAUCUAACGUGAAACAGCCAAGCGACCAUCGAACCAAGCGUCAUCAUCCCUCGGAGAGUGCCUUGAAAAAACUCCUCCGCUUCGUGAAACCAUCUGGUCGAUCACAUUCCGAAUGUUCGGCUCCGGCUGCACGAAUAUUCUCCGGUCGGACCCUCGACCGGGGUACCGUGGCGUACACCUCAACUCACCACCCCAGUCUGUGUUUGUCUUCACGACCUCCUCUCAGAAGCUCACUCGCCAGUCCUGUCACCAUCUUUGUGGCCCACCGGAGCCACAGGCCCCCACGUCCUCCUCUUCAACUGAACACCGCUGCCGCCGACAGCCCCCAACUCCUAGUCCAUCGGGCCUGGAACGCCAGCGAUGCAAUUCUGAGGCAAGCGCAAUCGCUUUUCCCUUUGGAAGCAGGUGGCUAUUUCUCGCUUCCUGUCUUGGCGUGUUACCUGAGGAAAUUCUUUUAUCAUAGAAACGCUAGUAGCAGCCCCAUGCAGGCACACACGACAAAUCAAACGCCCCCAAGCGCUCUUGCCCUUGACUCAAGCACCCAAGUCACUCCAGCUGACGAGGGGAACUACGUCUCCUUGGGGCGGCGGCAAAACUACGCCGAACUGUCUUUUAUGCAGACGUCAGUCCCACAUCAGCAGCAGCCGCCGCCGCCCCGUCUUGUCCCCGGCAGUGCGGACUCCACCUUGGCACACAUCCCUCCCCCGAUGGCGGCUCUGAGUCUGACUAAGCUCAAGUCUGUGCUCUCCUCCUGUCCCCCACAAGCCCUAGAAAAACAGGAGGCUGAGGGCCAGUGUACACUGAUCACCUCUGGUAAAAGCAAGUACACAAUCAAUCAGCUCUACGACAUGGACUUGAGCUGCUGCUCUACCGCCUAUGAGUCCGUUGUGGACGUAAGAGUCGCAUUUAAUAUCUGA
Messenger RNA from Mesocestoides corti, 2514 nucleotides. Lineage: Eukaryota; Metazoa; Platyhelminthes; Cestoda; Cyclophyllidea; Mesocestoididae. The record is from the annotation of a GenBank genome assembly.